Messenger RNA from Caenorhabditis remanei, 1494 nucleotides. RefSeq lists its product as uncharacterized. Gene Ontology annotation, molecular function: protein phosphatase regulator activity; protein binding. The coding region runs from base 1 to 1494 and encodes 497 amino acids. Gene Ontology annotation, biological process: peptidyl-serine dephosphorylation. NCBI's taxonomy places the organism in Eukaryota, Metazoa, Nematoda, Chromadorea, Rhabditida, Rhabditidae. The record is from RefSeq and is a predicted model, not a curated record. The transcript is spliced from 10 exons. Gene Ontology annotation, cellular component: protein phosphatase type 2A complex; cytosol.
AUGGUAAUGGAAGUGGACGAACCAGCAGUUGCGGCAACGACAUCCCAAAAUGAGCAGCAGGAGGUGCAGCAGAAUGACGUCGAUAUGGACACUUCUGAGGGACCAAUCGAGCCGGAUCAGACGUUCGAACCGGUAGACCAAAUUACUUGGAAAUUCAACCAGGUGAAAGGAAAUAUAGAUGCCGAUGUGCACACUGAAGCUGAUGUCAUUUCGUGUGUGGAAUUUUCACACGACGGUGAGUAUUUGGCUACUGGAGACAAAGGAGGACGUGUAGUAAUUUUUCAAAGAGAUCAAAGCGGGAAAUACGUGAAAGGAGUUCGAUCGAGGGAGUACAACGUGUAUUCAACAUUCCAAUCUCAUGAACCUGAAUUUGAUUACCUGAAAUCGUUAGAAAUUGAUGAGAAAAUUAAUCAAAUCAGGUGGCUGAAAAAGAAGAACGCAGCCAAUUUCAUCCUCUCUACAAAUGACAAAACGAUCAAGCUGUGGAAGAUAAGUGAACGAGAACGCAAGAUAGGAGAUGAUGCUUGGAACUUGCCGAGAACGAACAGAAUCAACACGUCAUCCUUCCGGGGGAAACUACAAAUUCCGUCGAUUGUACCUAUGGAGUUGAUAGUUGAAGCCAGCCCGCGACGGGUUUAUGGAAAUGCUCACACUUAUCAUGUCAACAGUAUUUCAGUCAAUUCUGAUCAGGAAACAUUCCUAUCUGCCGAUGAUCUACGAGUAAACCUUUGGAAUCUGGAAAUAACUAAUGAGUCUUUCAACAUUGUCGACAUAAAACCUGCCAAUAUGGAAGAGCUAACAGAAGUCAUUACCGCCGCCGAAUUCCAUCCAACACAAUGCAACUGGUUCGUUUACUCGUCAUCAAAAGGAUCGAUUCGAUUGUGUGACAUGAGAGAUCGUGCUCUUUGUGAUGCAUAUGCUAAAAUCUUCGAAGAACCAGAAGACCCACAAUCCAGGUCUUUCUUCUCAGAGAUUAUUGCAUCUGUGAGUGAUGUCAAAUUCUCGCAUAAUGGAAGAUAUUUGCUCACCAGAGACUAUCUCACUGUGAAGGUGUGGGAUCUGAAUAUGGAGUCACAGCCAGUUGAGACAUACCCAGUGCAUAAUUAUCUCCGAACGAAGCUGUGUGCUCUUUACGAGAACGAUUCGAUUUUCGAUAAGUUCGAAUGUGAUUGGAGUGGUGACGAUAAGCACAUUCUCACCGGCUCUUAUCACAAUCUGUUCCGAUCCUACGCUCGUGGUAAUAAUCAAGGAGAUGCGAAGACAUGGGAGGCCCGGCCGCAAGAAAAUCACGCCACGCUUCGAUCUCGAUUCGUUGUUCCGUCCGCCAAGCGAAAGAGGAACAAUCUGUCGUCGAGCGGUGAACAGACGGAGGAGGAUCUAUCAUCAGACCAACUUCAAUUCGAUCGCAAAAUAUUGCACACUGCCUGGCAUCCAAAGGAUAAUAUCAUUGCACUUGCCGCAACUAACAACCUCUACAUCUUUUCUGAUGUUUAA